AUGUGCCGUUUGUCGACAACAACCUAACGUGCCUCUUCCCCCCCUCCUCUCUCUAUAUCACUUUCUCUCCCACUAUUUAACACCCUCCACACUCCCCUUCCAUAACGCCCACCACUGUUCUUCCGGUUAAAAACCUUCGGGUGGGUGGCACACUUCUUCCCUACAGGCAGCGUCAGCUAAGAAUUAAGCCAAAAUAAUUAAUUAAUUCUUGGCAAAAUCACAUGGCCGCCGCCGCAGAUGGGCUCUUCCGGCCGAUCUACGAGGGCUGCAUCUCCGCCUACGACAACGACGUCGAGCGCCGCCCCUACCACAAGAACUGCGGCUGCGCUCUGCACAGCAAGUCGAGGAGGAACAGCAGAGCGUGCACGCACAAGUUGCCGAAAUGCAACAACGUGUCCUACCCCAUGAGGAGGGCUUGGAGUGAAGGGAGCUUGUCAAUGGCUUCGGCAACAACUUCCGCGCAUUCCUCUCCUUCUUCUUCUCCCGCCGCUGGGUUCAGGCCUCAACACGACGAAGAGGGAAAUAGUAACAAAUUAGGAGUUUUAUUUGAGAUGUGAUCAGGAAAUUGAGAAUAAUUAAUAAUUAAUUAAGUAAUUAAGCAAUACUACCAUGAUCUUUUUGAUAAAACUCCUAUUUUGUUUUGUUUCCUCUUUCUUUCUUUUUUCUUUUAGUUUUGAAUAAUUUGAGUCCGGUUCGGUUGAGGUCUUGGUUAACUUUUUUUUUUUUUAUCUGUUGAAGGUCGUCUUGGGAUUGUAUUGAUCAUCUUAAGCCAUUUUGAUUUAGGGGUUCCUGAUCAAUUCGGUUGGUUCUGAAUUGGACGUCCUCAUUUCUUGUAACGAAGCUAAUUGAAUUUUUUUUAUUAUA
Glycine soja is the source of this 864-nucleotide messenger RNA. RefSeq lists its product as uncharacterized. The transcript has a single exon. Bases 222 to 557 code for a protein of 111 amino acids. The record is from RefSeq and is a predicted model, not a curated record. Lineage: Eukaryota; Viridiplantae; Streptophyta; Magnoliopsida; Fabales; Fabaceae.